ACAGCAGCGAACAGGAGAGGAGAGGAGAGGAGAGGAGCAGAGGAGGAGGAGGAAGGACGGACUGUGUCCCCUUCCGACAGCUGGGAUUAUACUUUGCAGCAUCCCAUCGUUUCAACAUGCCUUUGGGGAGUAAAAGACUCGCUGGGAUUACUGCGCUGGUCGCCUCGCUGCUGCUCGGCUCCUGUGGGACAGGUGGAGAAGAAGUAUGUGACAGCCCACUGGUGACCAAUCUGCCGCCGUCUUCAUUCAGAAGCUCCUCCCAGCUAACCAGCAGCCAUGGGCCGGUCUUUGCCAAGGUCAACAGGAGAGAAGGAGCUGGAGGUUGGUCUCCUCUUGUCUCAGACAGAUACCAGUGGCUGGAGGUGGAUCUGGGGAAGCGGACCCAAAUCACUGCGGUUGCCACGCAGGGACGCUACGGCAGCUCCGAUUGGCUGACGGGGUACCUGUUAAUGUUCAGCGAUACGGGACACAACUGGAGACAGCACCGGCAGGAAGACAGCUUAGGGGCUUUUCCAGGUAACAGUAAUGCAGACACAGUGGUCCAGUACAAACUCAAACAGCCGGUGAUAGCCCGCUACCUCCGUCUGAUUCCUCUGGACUGGAACCCCACUGGGAGAAUCGGACUCAGACUGGAGAUAUAUGGAUGUCGAUACACUUCUGACGUGGCUCACUUCGAUGGCAGCAGCAGCGUGAUCUACAGGCUGAGUGUGAGACCGAGCUGGAUGGCGAUGGAGGUCAUCUCUCUGAAGUUUAAAACCCUGAAGAAUUCUGGGACUCUGCUCCAUGCAGAGGGACAGAGAGAUCACAGCCUCACUCUGGUGUUGGAGAAAGGACGGCUGCUGCUCUACCACCAACAAGGUGUGAGUUCAUCCUCUAGCGGGCAGCUUCUUGUUUCUCUGGGAAGUCUGCUAGAUGACCAGCACUGGCACCAUGUAAAGCUGGAGCGGCUCAGCACUCACCUCAACCUCACGGUGGAUAAAAACACUCAUCAGGUUCAUGUACCAGCUGAGCUCAGCCACUGGGACAUUCACCAGUUAAGUCUGGGAGCUGUCCAGAGCCAUGGACUGCAGAAACCCAUCCUGUCCAACAGGAACUUCCACGGCUGCCUGGAAAAUCUGCUUUACAACGACCUCAACCUGAUAGACCUGGCUAAAAGGAACAACCACCAGGUCUUUGUCGUGGGCAAUGUGACCUUUUCUUGUGCUGAGCCAGUUUCAGUCGCUGUGACGUUCACUGACUCCCAGAGCUUCCUCCAGUUGCCAGCACUGAGAUCAUGGUGGUCAGGGGUUGUUUCUGUGGCGCUACAGUUCAGGACGUGGAACAAGGCGGGACUUCUCUUGACAUUUGACCUCCCACAGCAAGAGGGCACAGUCUGGCUGUACCUGAGUGAGGCCCGACUCCGCCUACAGAUCAAUAAGGCUGGCAGGGCCCAACUGGAGCUCAGUGCAGGCUCAGGUCUGAAUGACGGUCAGUGGCAUUCUGUGGAGCUGAACUCCAGACAAGAUCAUCUGAGCAUCGCAGUGGACAAAGACGAAGGAGCCACAGCUCACACCAGCAUCCCACUUCCUCUAACCGCAGAUAGUCAACUAUUCUUCGGUGUUCAGAGAGGCAGUGUAGGGGCUCGUGUGUUACAGUUGCCAUCCUGUGGUCUGUCUCUCAGGUGCUCCCCCAGUCACUGUGAACAUGGAGGUAGAUGUACUCAGUCAUGGAGCACCUUCCACUGUAACUGCUCCAACAGUGGCUACAGAGGAGCCACCUGCCAUAGCUCAACAUACGAACAGUCAUGUGAGGCAUACAAACACAAAGGCAACAGAUCAGGACAUUAUUACAUAGACGUGGAUGGCAGUGGACCAAUCAGACCCCAGCUCAUCUACUGUAACAUGACAGAGGACAGGGCAUGGAUGGUGAUCCAGCACAAUAACACGGAAUUGACAACAGUGCAUCAGUCUGCAGAGAUAAACCAACAUUUAUCCCACUUUGACUACGCCUCUGAAGAGGAGCAGUUAGCAGCCGUCAUCAGCCAAUCAGAGCACUGUGAGCAGGAACUGUCCUACCACUGCAGGAAGUCCCGCCUCCUCAACACACCAGAGGGUGCUCCGUUCAGCUGGUGGGUGGGAGGACCGGGUCCAGGGCAGAUCCAGACGUACUGGGGCGGAGCUCUGCCAGGCAGCCGUCAAUGUGCCUGUGGUCUGCAGGACAGCUGUCUGGAUUCAAAUCACUACUGCAACUGUGAUGCUGACUACGACCAAUGGGCUAACGACUCAGGCCUGCUCACCCAUAAGGAGACCCUCCCAGUCAGGUCUCUGGUGCUGGGUGACAUCCAGCGGCCGGGGUCAGAGGCUGCCUACAGGGUGGGACCCCUGCGUUGUCAUGGAGACAAGAACUUCUGGAACGCUGCGUUUUUCGACAAGGAGACAUCUUACCUUCACUUCCCCACCUUCCAUGGAGAGCUAAAUGCCGACAUCUCCUUCCUGUUCAAAACACCGUCCUCCUCUGGGGUCUUCCUGGAAAAUCUGGGCAUCAAGGACUUCAUCAGGAUCGAACUCAGGUCCUCCUCAGAGGUCGUCUUCUCUUUUGACGUGGGAAACGGGCCGCUGGAGGUGAGAGUGGAGACGAGCGUCCCGCUGAACGACAACCGGUGGCACAGCGUACGGGCCGAGCGAAAUGUGAAGGAGGCAUUGCUGCGUGUUGACGAAUUCCCUGCUGCCACGCAGGAGGCUCCUGCUGAUGGACACAUCCAUCUGCAGCUCAACAGCCAGUUAUUCAUAGGAGGAACUGCGUCCAGACAGAAAGGCUUUUUGGGCUGCAUUCGCUCUCUGCAGCUGAACGGCGUCACUCUGGACCUGGAAGAGAGGGCCAAGAUCACCCCAGGGGUCCGACCUGGAUGCCCGGGCCACUGCAGCAGCUACGGCUCGCUUUGCCAGAACCAGGGUCGCUGUGUGGAGAGAGCCAGUGGUUUCUCCUGCGACUGUGGCCAGUCUGCCUACACUGGAUCCUUUUGUCAUAAAGAGGUUUCAGCCAGCUUUAAGUCGACAACGUCCAUCAUCUACAUCCUUAAGGAGCCCUAUGAACUGAGCAGGAACAGCAGUGCCAUGCCUUCCUCCAUCUACUCUGAUAUGACGCUGAGAGGAGAAAAUAUCUCCCUGAGCUUCAGGACCAGUCAGAGUCCUGCUCUGCUGCUCUACAUCAACUCUUUCUACAGGGAAUACCUUGCCCUGCUCAUCAACGAACAUGAUGAGCUGGAAUUAAGGUACAAGUUGCACAGCAGCAGAGACGUGGAGGUGCUGUGGAGCAGAGUCACAAACUUGGCUGAUGGACGUCUGCACACAGUGACCGUCAGAAGGCUGGCAGACUCUGUCUCUGUUCAGAUUGACCAGGAUGCCAGAGAGGACUUCAACUUGACAUCGGAUGUGGAAUUUAACAGCAUCAAAUCGCUAAUUCUGGGCAGAGUGCAGGAGUCUAAUGAGUUGGAUGCAGAGCUGGCCGGGUUGGCCUCUCUUGGGUUCACCGGCUGUCUGUCAGGUGUUCGCUUUAACUCCAUCAGUCCUCUGAAAGCUGCUCUGCUGCACCCUGACAGCCCUGUUAUUGUCACCGGCCCAUUGGCCCAGUCGAGCUGUGGUUCAUCCUCUCCAGCCAAUCCCUACGCGGCAGAAACCACACACUCCUUAUCAGACCAACCCGGUUCAGUGGAUCCAGGUCAACCUUUAGUCAACGCCAUGAGGAGUGACUCAGCUCUAAUCGGAGGGGUGAUUGCCGUGGUGAUCUUCGUCACUGUGUCUGCGUUGGCGAUAAUGGCCAGAGUCAUCUGCAGCAGGAAAGAGACGUAUAGAAACCAGGAAGUCAAAGCAGCUCAGCCUGAAGACAGCCACGAGUUCCCCUUCAGCAGCCCAGCGGACUGUCAGAGUGCUCCCGGCGAAAACCAAAAGGAGUAUUUCAUUUAGCAGGAGCCCUGACCUCCCACUGACCUGACAGGACAGAGCGGGAGGAUUUACCAAGAGCUCGGUGCUUUACUAAACACACAGAGCCCUUCAGCCAAUGGUACCAGUGACUCAACAAGAUGUGAAAUCAGAAACAGAACAAUUUAUGAUUUUAUUUAUUUCCUUUCUGCUGUCAUUUUGAGAAUGUAAAUAUUUAAAAAUGUAAAUGGUUAUUUGUGUGCUUAUAACAAUAUUUCUCUGCCAUAUUGAAAUGUUUAAAAUAAUUUAUUAAAAAGGAAACGUGCAGAAUAGAUGUGAUGAUCAAAAGCAACUUUGUUCGAGUUAAACUAGACUUUUGGACUUGAUGUUAAUUUUUAAAAAGCACUUUUUUCUACAAGGAUGAUAAACCUUCUGUGAAAUGUGAGAUGUAAGAGUCAUACACAGUGCACUGUAUGUAUAUGGGAAGGCUAAUUCAACCAACUGGAAGACUGGCAUGCGUGUUUCACAUUAAGAGCUCAGUCAUAGCACAGUCCCAGAAUCAACUAAAAUCCAUCUGUUAUUUAACUCAACUCAACAUAAUUUCAACACCUGCUGUAUAUAUGAAUACAAAA
Messenger RNA from Morone saxatilis (striped sea-bass), 4528 nucleotides. Its product is annotated as contactin-associated protein-like 4. NCBI's taxonomy places the organism in Eukaryota, Metazoa, Chordata, Actinopteri, Moronidae. Bases 117 to 3941 code for a protein of 1274 amino acids. The transcript is spliced from 24 exons. The record is from RefSeq and is a predicted model, not a curated record.